AGUGCGGUUCAGUUAUUGUUUACCGUCACCUCCAAAAAUGGCGUCCGCGGGUUGCAAAAAACUGAAGUAUAGUAUUCACAAAUGCUCAAGUUACACGGGAUCUUACUUACCAGAAAACAUACUCGUCGACAAGCCAGGUGACCAGUAUUCAAGAUGGUCUUCCGAUUCCAAUUACCCUCCCCAGUUUCUGAUCCUGAAGCUGGAGCGGCCUGCAAUAGUUCAUACGAUAACUUUUGGCAAGUAUGAGAAAACGCACGUGUGCAACAUGAAGAAGUUCAAGAUCUACGGCGGGCUGACUGAUGAGCACAUGUUGGAGCUUCUUGACAGCGGACUCAAGAAUGAUCACCUGACGGAAACAUUCACCCUUAAGCACACCAUCAAUGGCAACCAGUUCCCUUCACGUUACAUCAAAAUUGUGCCCAUCCAGUCUUGGGGCCCCAGUUUCAACUUCAGCAUAUGGCAUGUCGAGCUCCAAGGAAAUGAAGACAGGGACCUGGUGAUGUCUUCUCUACGAUGGUUCAGCACAUACCGGGAGAAAGAGGCCAUCCGCCUGUGCCUCAAGCACUUCCGGCAGAAGAACUACUCAGAGGCCUUUGAGUCCUUACAGAAGAGGACCAAGGUGCAGCUGGAGGACGCACUACUGACGAAGUUGCAUGAUCUCUUGGUGCAGAAAGGUGACUUUGCUGCCUGUGAACAGCUUCUGGAAAAGGCAGCAAACGAGGGCGUCUUUAAUGAAUACCUGAAGAACGAGGAGUACAGGCCCAAGUGGACACCGAUCCUUUGCACCGACAAACCGGAAGGCAAGAAUCGUCCUGGAAUGCGUGGUGGCCAUCAGAUGUGCAUUGAUGUGCAAACAGAAACUCUGUACCUGUUUGGCGGGUGGGAUGGCGUGCAGGACCUUGCAGACCUGUGGUCGUACCAGACAUCGACAGGCGUGUGGACGUGCUUGUCUAGGGACACCGAAGCUGAGGGUGGCCCCAGCGCACGUUCCUGCCACAAGAUGUGCCUGGAUCCAGAGCGCAAGAAGAUCUUCACGCUGGGCCGCUACCUUGACUCCUCUGCGAGAAGCACAGACUGCCUCAAGAGUGACUUCUAUGUGUACGACAUCGAGAGGAACAAGUGGACGCUCAUCACGGAUGACACUGCGGCAAUGGGUGGUCCAAAGCUCAUCUUUGACCAUCAGAUGUGCAUGGAUGUGGAGAGAAACACCAUAUACGUCUUUGGGGGCAAGAUCCUCACAAGUUCUCUUCCUGUGGAAGACAGAGCACUUGAGACUGCAUUCAGUGGACUGUUCACAUAUCAUGUGCCAACAAACACGUGGCACAAGCUUCGAGAUGAUUCACCUAGUAAUGGACUUCAAGAUGUUCGGGCAAGAAUAGGGCACUCAAUGUUGUUUCAUGAGAAAUCCCGCCUGCUGUACAUUUUUGCUGGGCAGCGUUCCAAGGAGUACUUGACAGACUUCUUCACAUACAAUGUGGAUACAGACCAGAUGAACAUCCUCUGCGAUGGCCAGAAAGUGGAAGUGCCAGCAGCAGGGUUCACGCAGCGGGCAACCAUUGACCCAGAGCUAAACGAGAUCCACGUGCUGUCGGGCUCAAACAAAGACAAGGAGAAACGGGAGGACAACGUCAAGAACUCUUUCUGGAUCUACGACAUCAACCAAAACAAAUGGUCAUGCAUCUACCACAGCGACUAUGGACAACAGGCAACGUCAAAGCAGAGCAUGCAGGAACCCUGUCCUCGAUUCGCCCAUCAACUUGUCUACGAUCAUGUCAAAAAGGUUCACUACCUCUUUGGUGGCAAUCCGGGUCGGCCAAAUUCACCAAAAGUCAGACUAGACGACUUUUGGUCACUCCAGCUAUGUCGGCCGUCCAAGGAGCAGCUGCUGAGGCGAUGUAGACAGCUAGUGCGUCAGCACUGCUUUCGUGAGAUCACCUUCGAGGACCCUCUGGCAGCCCUAAGGUACCUCCAGACCGAACUGGCUGAUACGGUGGACCACUCCAAUGUUGAAGAAGAGAGACAGUUUCAGUUGCAAGCAUCUAGUCUCUUCAAGCACCCCGACACUGACCGUGACGAGAUCACAACAGCAGCGCCUUUAGGAGACAUGGGUGACCCUGACUACAAGUUCUAUCUGCGCACCAGUCUCUUUGACACCAUUGUAGAGUUCUUCCCCGAGUCCAUGACGCAACCAAAGGGAAAUUUGGUAGACCUGGUGCUGCUAUGAGGCCUCCUGUGAACGAUCGGUCAGCCAGCAAUCAGUCUGUCGAGUGGCCACGGUUAGGAAAGCUGAGGUGUGUGAUGCCGACAAACGAGCUGUGGUGUGUUCGAAUGCUAGUCCCGUGUUUCCGCCCGUCGUGCAAGCAGUGCCGAGAAAGGACUGGUCCAUCGAGACCUACUCCUGUGAACGCAAAUGUCCGGUUGCAGUGCCUCCUGUGGACUCUUCUUCUGGCCGGGUGCAUGUGUCAAAGUCUGUGCUUGUUCAGUGUGGUUUUCUUUUUCGAUGUAGUGGUCCGUUCGCCUCAUUUUAUGUUUUGCGUUUUAGGAUUCCAAAGACAUUUUCUCUGGCGUUUUAUAGAAACGAUGGUUUUUAAUUUUAUUUUUUACUGUAGUCGAAAUUUUUAGCUGUGCGGAAGAAGCUCGAGGGUCGGUUGCGUUGUGCUUUGCUUAGUAAGCUGGUGUACAUUAGAGAGGAAGUGUCAAGAGUUGUAAAUAUGCGUGCAUCUAACAGAACUUCAAUCGUCGUGGUCAAGAUGUUAUAAUAAGCGCACAAACGCAUGCGACAGUCAUCACUGAGAUCGAGUCACUGGAAUUCCUUUUUAUUUGUACUAACACAGCCGAAGAUUCCAGCCUGCAUUUUUAAAAGUGUUGCUUGUUUAAAAGCUUAAUUUAUGUAUCUGUGGUAGAUUGCUAGAAGGCACUGCAUUAUUGAAAUGAAGAGCUUACAUUGAAAGCAUUCUGAAGUUGGUGUGGAAAGCAAGGAGGUUGCACAUAGACUUUAAAUUAAAGCCUUUUAUCUGUACUUAAAUAAGUGUUCUUCAGAAUGUAAAGCUAAUCCUUGAAGUACAAUGGUUGCACAGUGGUUAUGGCUACUAUACUGAGCUGGCCUGAGCAAUAUCUGUGCACUACAGAAUCAGUGGAAACAGCUUGUGCUCAUCAUUGCCACUCAGGAUCUUGAAGUGCAGCGCUCACUUCUGUUGCAUAUGUACAGUCCACUGUGUCCUCACGCUCUGCCUAUCAUGAUGCUGCCCUGUUGCAGCAAGUUGUUUUUCUGAGCCAAAAUAAAAGUCGCUAUAUCUUGCCA
Molecule: messenger RNA, 3301 nt
Organism: Dermacentor silvarum
Lineage: Eukaryota; Metazoa; Arthropoda; Arachnida; Ixodida; Ixodidae
Gene: muskelin
Product: muskelin-like
Exons: 21
Coding region: 38-2224 (728 amino acids)
Cellular component (GO): cytoplasm
Molecular function (GO): protein binding
Source: RefSeq, a predicted model, not a curated record